UUUGGAUUAAACGACAAGUUGUUGACCAGAAAACGAAGCGGAAAGAUGUGUGUUUUUGUCUCUUCCACCGAAUUUGAAUCUGUAUUAAAAACAGUCCCCUCAUUGUCGAGCUAUGGAGGAACGGGAGGAACACAAACUAUUAGCUAUUUGGGUAAAGUUUGUCGAUUCAGCUGAGGUACUUCGCACAAAGUUUGUCCAGGACUUCGAACCAUCGAUACAUCCCUGGAGGGCAGUCAAACACAGGCAUAAAACAUAAAAUUGACAGCAUGCAACCACCCCGCUGACAGCCGGCAGUAGCAUAAACUGUUUACAUACGCAGCGACCGAGCAUAAAAAUCAGUAUCGACAGAUAAAAAUGUAAAUGUUACCAAAAGUUUACAUAAAUACCGUAGAAUAACAUAACUACUAAUCUCUACGUGCAACAUAAAUCGUGGUUAAUGUCUGUUUAAUCAUAACUAUUAAGAGAAUCACAAGCAAAAUGGUACACUUUUGCAAGCUUUGUCAGCUGCUGCACAAAAACAUGGACUCCAUAGAGUGCGAUAGCAGCAACGUCUGGCUGCUCGAGUCGGUCUUCAAGCUGAAGAUCGUCCCGGUCAACGGGCGGGUCGAGCCGAUCUGCCAGAGCUGCAUCCGCAAGUACAACAAAGUCAUGCGCCGCAAGCGAAAGGAAAACGGAGGCUUUCCGAUAUCCCAGAACCAGAUCUUCCCGAUCUCGACGACCACGACGACGGUCACCUCGUCGACGCAGCUGGUCAUGAUGCAGCGGCAGGAGCAGUUGGCAACGCAGAAUCAGGGACUUGUCGGGGGGACUGGCCAGCACAGGGAGGAGGACUCGUCGACGGAAACGUCGAUUGUGACGGCCAACAGCUUUCAGCUGAACAUUACGGGCGCGGCGGCUGUUUACAGGACGGGACGUGGGUCUUCGGAUGAGGAUAGUUCGGCUGGGAAGAGUAGCGACGUGGACGACGACGACGAUGACGAUGAUGGUGGAGAGGACGUGGUCGGAGACAGCGAUGACGAUAGUUGUGGUUCCAGCGAAUGUUGUAGUGACGGAUCGGAGGAGAGUAGCUCCAGCUGUAGCAGUUCCAGUGUGAGCGAGAGUUCCUCAGAGACCAGGACCAGUUUGGUGAUCGAUGAAUCGAUACAGGGCAGUGAAGAGAUGUCGCAGGAUGUGCCCGUGAAAACCAAUGGAAAUAAUUUAGAGGUUGAUCAGGUUGAGAAACCUGAACUGAUAGUGAUGAAGGGGUCGAAAAAGAAAGAUUUUUCUCAUGUCUGCGGAGUAUGUGGUAAGGUUUUCCGUAAAAUUGGCUAUCUUCGUGUUCAUGUAAGAACGCACACAGGGGAGAAGCCAUUUGCCUGUGACGUGUGCUUCAAGAGCUUCACGCAGGCUUCUAGUCUGAAUAUUCAUAAGCGAUUGCACAGUAACAUCAAGCCCUACGUAUGCCAAGUGUGCGGCGCAGAGUUUACCAGUUCUGGAAAUUUUCGUGUUCAUAUGCGAAUACACUCGCAAGAUCGCAAAUACAGCUGUAGCUACUGUGACAAGACGUUUGUGCAACUCACCUCGAAGAAAUUACACGAAAGGAUUCACAACAAUAUCAAACCCCAUGUCUGCAAGAUAUGCAUGAAAGCCUUCUCCAACAUCAGUAAUCUACACGUGCAUUCAAGAACGCACAACAACCUCAAGCCAUACAAAUGCCAUAUAUGCGAACGCAACUUUACGCAAUCUCAAACACUCAAGACGCACAUCUUGUCCACCCACACGAAUGAAAAGAAAUUCAACUGCGAUAAAUGUUCCAAAGGAUACGCCACGCUUUCUAACCUCAAAAACCACCUCAAUAGCCAUUUGCAGAAGAAACCGUAUGAAUGUAACGAGUGCGGCCGGCGAUUCACGCAGAAAAGUUCCCUCAAAACGCACCUGGACUCCCAUCGGUCCGAUCGCGACCCGAUCCGGUGUGACCCAUGCGGCCAGGAGUUCCCAACUCCGACCGCUCUCUACGCUCACCGUCGGACCGUCCACAAAACGCAGAAAAAGACCCCAGAAAACGCCACGACGUACGAUUGUCCGCGGUGUGGUAGGAGCUUCAAACAGCUGCGAUGGUUCCGGACGCACAUGAAGCGGGAACAUCACCAGGAUGUGGACGAGGGGACGACGACGACGACUGAGAAAAAGAGUUCCAACAAGAUCACCAUCGAUGGGGUUGACAUCGAGGAGGUUGAAGAACCGGACCAGCCAGAUGAGCUGUCGAACUUUGAAGAUUCGUUGGCGGGAGAUGAGGGGGACGAGGAGACCAAAAGUGACUAGUUUUAUGCCAAAGAAGUUGAUAACAAGCAUGCAAUAUGAGAAGUAUACAAUAAAAGAUAUAUCAUACCGAUGAAAGUCGAUUUUUUGUUUUAUGUUUCGAAAACAAAGCGCAUGCGUCGUGAAAAGACAGAAAGGA
Molecule: messenger RNA, 2437 nt
Organism: Culex pipiens pallens (northern house mosquito)
Lineage: Eukaryota; Metazoa; Arthropoda; Insecta; Diptera; Culicidae
Product: zinc finger protein ZFP2-like
Exons: 1
Coding region: 478-2301 (607 amino acids)
Biological process (GO): regulation of transcription by RNA polymerase II
Molecular function (GO): RNA polymerase II cis-regulatory region sequence-specific DNA binding; DNA-binding transcription factor activity, RNA polymerase II-specific
Source: RefSeq, a predicted model, not a curated record